UAUAAACAAUCUCAUUCCUUAAUCCAACCCAUCACAAUUCUAAUUCAUCCAUUCAAAUAUCUUUUACUACCUCACAAAUCAAAACAUGACUCUCCUUCAACUCACAAAAAAACCAAUAUUUUUCACUCUUUUUGCUAUACUCAUUCCAAUAAUUACUACAAAACUCUUUUUUACACCCUCUCUCUCAACCUCAAUUGCUUGUGCCACUUUCAUCACAUUAUUAUUAUGGUUUAUAUACCUAACUAAUUCCAAUUCAAACAGCCAUAAGAAAAAUUCUUCACCUCCAAGCCCUUUUUCUGUUCCUAUAUUUGGAAACUGGCUUCAAGUUGGCAAUGAUCUCAAUCAUCGUAUGCUUGCAUCCAUGUCACAAACUUAUGGACCACUUUUCCUACUCAAACUUGGUUCCAAAAACUUGGUUGUUGUCUCUGAUCCAAACCUUGCCACACAAGUUCUUCAUUCACAAGGUGUCGAGUUUGGUUCUCGUCCUCGUAACGUUGUCUUUGACAUCUUCACUGGUAAUGGACAAGACAUGGUUUUCACUGUCUAUGGUGAUCAUUGGCGCAAAAUGCGAAGAAUCAUGACAUUGCCAUUUUUCACUAACAAAGUUGUUCAAAAUUAUAGUAACAUGUGGGAACAAGAGAUGGAUUUGGUAGUUCAAGACCUAAAGGCUAAUGAGAUUGUUAAAAGUGAAGGCAUUGUUAUCAGAAAACGUCUUCAGUUGAUGCUGUAUAAUAUCAUGUAUAGGAUGAUGUUUGAUGCCAAAUUUGAGUCUCAAGAAGAUCCUUUGUUUAUUCAGGCUACAAGGUUUAACUCUGAGAGAAGCCGUUUGGCACAGAGUUUUGAAUAUAAUUAUGGAGAUUUUAUACCAUUGCUUAGGCCAUUUUUGAGAGGCUACCUUAACAAGUGCAAGGACCUGCAAACUAGGAGGCUGGCAUUUUUCAACAACUACUUCAUUGAGAAGAGGAGAAAAAUAAUGGCAGCCAAUGGGGAGAAGCAUGAGAUAAAAUGUGCAAUUGAUCAUAUCAUAGAUGCUGAGAAAAAAGGUGAAAUAAGUGAAGAUAAUGUGACUUACAUAGUAGAGAACAUUAAUGUUGCUGCAAUAGAGACAACACUAUGGUCCAUGGAAUGGGCAAUAGCAGAGUUAGUGAAUCAUCCAGAAGUUCAAAGCAAAAUUCGUGAUGAGAUAUCAAAAGUGCUUAAAGGAGAAUCAGUUACAGAAUCAAACCUAAACCAGUUACCAUAUUUACAAGCUACAUUGAAAGAGAUAUUGAGAUUGCAUACACCAAUUCCAUUGUUAGUACCACACAUGAACCUUGAAGAGGCUAAGCUAGGAGAGUACACUAUUCCAAAAGAGUCUAAGGUAGUUGUUAAUGCUUGGUGGCUUGCAAAUAAUCCAUUAUGGUGGGAAAAGCCAGAAGAGUUCAGGCCAGAGAGGUAUUUGGAAGAAGAAAAUGGAAUUGAUGCUGUUGCUGGUGGAGGGAAAGUUGAUUUUAGGUUUGUGCCAUUUGGUGUUGGAAGAAGGAGUUGUCCUGGAAUUAUACUUGCAUUGCCAAUAUUGGGAUUGAUUAUUGGAAAGUUGGUGUCAAAUUUUGAGAUGAAGGGUCCAAAUGGGACAAAGAUUGAUGUUAGUGAAAAAGGUGGACAAUUUAGCUUGCACAUUGCCAACCACUCCACUGUUUUGUUCCAUCCAAUUAUUUAGAAGCAUGAAGAAUAAGUCUCAAGCUCCCAAAUGCUUUCUUACAAGGAUUUGUUUAAUUUCUUUCUUUCUUUCUAUUUUGAUUUUUGCAUGUAAUGUUUCAUCAUAAAGGAACUUUCAAUUAAGUUGUUAUCACUACUCAA
Molecule: messenger RNA, 1839 nt
Organism: Medicago truncatula (barrel medic)
Lineage: Eukaryota; Viridiplantae; Streptophyta; Magnoliopsida; Fabales; Fabaceae
Product: cytochrome P450 CYP73A100
Exons: 2
Coding region: 86-1699 (537 amino acids)
Molecular function (GO): iron ion binding; oxidoreductase activity, acting on paired donors, with incorporation or reduction of molecular oxygen; heme binding
Source: RefSeq, a predicted model, not a curated record